Maylandia zebra (zebra mbuna) is the source of this 1995-nucleotide messenger RNA. RefSeq lists its product as uncharacterized. NCBI's taxonomy places the organism in Eukaryota, Metazoa, Chordata, Actinopteri, Cichliformes, Cichlidae. The record is from RefSeq and is a predicted model, not a curated record.
UGUUCCCGUUGUUUACAUUGCAAAAUGUGAAACUGAAGUUGUGUGGGCUGGAGGUGGAGACGAACUGAAAAGGUUUCGGGAAUGUAAGCUGCUGCGCUGUAGUCCGCCAGGAAAUGGACGAGAUAAGUCCUCUGUUGGGCAACCAGCCACAUGGCUCGGACCUUCCGUCUCCGAACCUGAGGCCGAGACACCAGGAACUGAUCCUGACACCAUGUGGCCCGAUAAAGCGCUGGUCGGAGCUGCCGCGCCUGCUGCAGGUCUAUUUCUGCUUCGCCAUACUGUCUCUGCUGGCGCUGCUCGGCCUCACCGUGUCCAGCCUCUACAAGCAGCACACGGACACGGACGUGUCCGAUGAGGACAACUUCACUGUGUCGCUGAUCCAGCUAGUUGGAAUAGUGUUCUGCAUCUACUACAUCAUCCGCGGCGUGCUGCAGGAAAACCGACAGGAGCUGGUGGCGUUCGUGCUCAGCGUGCUGGUAGUGAUGAUUCGGUCGGUGGUCAACUUCUCCGUGCUGGGUACGAAAGGCCAACAGGAGCUGCUGGUGCGUUUCGUGUGCAUCGUCACCCUGGGCGUCGUGCACAUCUUUUGCACCACGCUGCUCAUCCGGAGACCGAACAUGAUGGCGUUCCGUGUGGGCGGAGCCUUGGAGUGCCUUCAAGAGCAGUAUUUCCUGCUAAACCUGUGUUUCUCCAUGGUGACCUUUGACCUGCAGGCUCAGUUGUGCCUGUGUGCCCUGAUCUUAACAACGAGCCUGGCGGCGACUGGUGCCAACAACAUAAUCGUGGGUGUCGGAGUGUUCUGGGCCAUCCUGACUACAGUUGUGGGCGCUGUUGCGGUUUUAAAGGAAAAGAAAGUUUUGGUUUGGAUCUUUAUGGCGCAGAACGUUCCUCAGGUGGCAUUCUUUGUGUAUCUGAUGUACACGGUGGCAGAGAAAUGGUUCCAGGACACUACGUACACAGUGGAGGCAGCUGCUAUAACCGGGGCUUUGAUUUCACUGGUGAUCAAAGUGGUUUUAUUCUGGGGCCUCAUCAGACUGGUACACAGCUUUGGACAAGGCCUGAGAGAGAGAAUGUUUGCACAUAACAGGUGAUAAAACAUCAGGACCAAGGAAACAGCUGCACGCUGUGGGCUUAAAGCACCGUGCUGCUGACCGCGAAGCUCACAUUUGUAUUCAGCAUCAAGUGUGCCAAAAUCAUCACUCAGCAUUGUUUUAUUUUUCCAUGUUCUGUAUACUGUAAGAAUGUUAAUGUGUUUCUGGCUUCAGCGGCGUCCCUGUUUACAGAAUUUAAAUGAAUUCUCAGGGGUUUUUUUUUUUUUUUUUAUUUUUUAUUUAAGUCAACAACAACAACACCAACAGAUUAUAAUUUUACAUAAAAGUACUCAAACAGUAACCGAAAAAGGAAUCUGAUCAUAUCAGAUGUUUGCAUCUGAUAUGAUCAGUCUGUACCUGAAUACGUGCAUGCAUCAUGACGUGCGAUGCAGCUCUCUGUAUUUAAGUCCUCACUAUCUAGGUUGUGCCAACACUUUUAUAUUAGUGCAUUACGUGUAUUAGCUAAGCAUGGCUCACUGAGUCUAUGAGCUCCAUUGUUUUUACCCCUGCUGAGCGUACGCUCUGUCGCUCUCUGUGGCACGACUAAAAUAUUUCCUUUGAAUGUCGCCACGCAGGUAGAUUGUUCUGGUAUCCUGUCAACAUGCGUUUGUAAACCAGCUUCAUAUAAUCGUUUUUACACCAAUAUGCAUUUUAACACCUAAAUCGAGUUUUGUAGCGUUGCCAACAUCCUCCACUUUUUAAAAAAUGUGAUUUCUUCCUGUAAAUUGUAUUCACAGUUAUGACUGAUUUAAGUUUGCUUUUUAAAAUUAGAAAUGUGUAAAUUAACUCGUGCAGUCGACCACCACGACUAGCCGUGUUUUUAUUGACAUAUUUUUUAAACUGUCUGCUGCACUUUCAUGCGCUCCUGUUUUUUUCAUCCAAAGUUCUUAAUAAAGUAUUUUAA